AUGGGUCAGAGUCUUUCCUCUUCUGCAAAUAAUCAAGAUCAAGAUGGAGAUGUUAUAAUGGUUGAUGAUUCUGAAACAAAUGUUGAAGAUGUCGACGAUUCAGAAUAUAACCAUAGUAAUCAGAAUGGUUCCACUUCUUAUUCUUUACCUCACUCUCAAGCUAACAGAGUUCUCUCUCAAGAUCAUGCUCAACUUUCACAAACAGCAUUUGAACAUGUCCCUCAGAACGGCUCUCCCAGAGUUCUGCGCAUGACACCAGCAAGGCGCAGGCGACAGCUUUCCAGUUUACAUCCUUUUUUUCCAUCUGCGACCACUAUUAACCAAACCCAGAUUCCUUUGAGUAGACCGCUUACCCGUCUUCAACGACUUCAUCAAAAUUCAGGGGAAGAUGUAUCUUUGACACCUAGACAAACUGACGCAAUUUCGCCGAAUAUAUUACGAAGGAGUCGAACGAGAUCUUCUAGUUAUAAUGGGAACGACGAAGAUAUGACGGAUAGAACAGAAUCAAUUAUUACUGAUGAUAAUAAUCGUUAUUUCCAGACCACAGACCGGUCCACUACUAUUGAUACAAUUGUAAAUGGUAAUUUGGAUGAGGAGAUAACAAGGUCAAAUGGGUCAAAUAUCCGUGUUUUUGAUCGACCACGUAGAUCUAGUUCCAAUAGAGGAACAUCUAUACAUUCACAUUCAUCUGACACAUCAUCAGGUAAUGUCUCUGCUGAUAUAAGCAUGAAUUCAUCAACUGCUGGUACUCAAACAGAUCAUGCAACAGCGUCAACUCAACGUUUGAGACGAAGGGUAACUCGCAUUUCUGCACGAAGAUUAUUUAAUAUUGGAUCAGAUCAGGAAAAUGCAGUAAUUGAAGCAGAACGCGCUGCAAAUGAAGGACAUGAUGGGAGUUUUGAAAGUUUCUUGGCUGCACUUCAAAGGAGACGUCGAGAAGCUUCAAACAGACCUGCAAAUCAAACGACAUCAAAUGGGUCAAUAUCACCUGACGAACAGUCAACAUCAAGCGUCUCACCACGCGAUGACCUUAAUGGAAGUAAUGCUAAUGGCUCACAACAAAACGAAAAUAAUGUUCCAAAUAUGGAAAAUCGAAAUAUACCAGACAGCCGAUUUUCCCGGGCACGUUCAGCGACAUCAACGUCAUCAAAUCACACAUCAGCAAGGACGACAACGACUACUGGUACUCAAACACCACCGCCUCGUUCAUGGAUCAUAUAUGUUUUAGGUGGCACAUAUCCAUCCACUCAUCCACUUCUUACCACACCAUCAUUAUUUUCUGAUAAUCCUACAUAUGAAGAUAUGUUAUUACUGUCAUCACUUAUUGGACCAGCAAGACCACCUACUACGACACAACGUGAAAUUGAUGAAAAUUUACCAGUUGUUCUAUACAAUGAGAAUAUUCGAGGAGUGAAUGAAUAUGUUCUUUUAGGUAAUUCCGAGAAAUGUCAGGUAUGUUUAUGUGAUUAUGUCGCCAAUGAUGAAUUAAGAGUACUUAAUUGUCAGCAUGGCUUCCAUCGGGAAUGUAUUGAUAAGUGGCUUACUGAAGGAUCAAAUAAAUGUCCUAUUUGUCGAGGUAUUGGCGUUCCAAAUCGCGAGAACGAAACUACUAACAAUACAAUUCCAACUCCUGGAUUAGGAUUUUUUUAG
Diversispora eburnea is the source of this 1650-nucleotide messenger RNA. NCBI's taxonomy places the organism in Eukaryota, Fungi, Glomeromycota, Glomeromycetes, Diversisporales, Diversisporaceae. The record is from the annotation of a GenBank genome assembly.